Molecule: messenger RNA, 4271 nt
Organism: Mytilus californianus (California mussel)
Lineage: Eukaryota; Metazoa; Mollusca; Bivalvia; Mytilida; Mytilidae
Product: fibropellin-1-like
Exons: 10
Coding region: 1-3327 (1108 amino acids)
Molecular function (GO): calcium ion binding
Source: RefSeq, a predicted model, not a curated record
AUGGGGAAACCAAAUGGAUAUACAUGUAAUUGCCAAACAGGAUACACAGGAAAAAAUUGUUCAACUAAAGUUAUAAAUCACUGUGUACCAAAUCCUUGUUUAAAUGGAACAUGUAGCAGCAAUAACUCUGGCAAGUGCCAAGAUGGUAUUAACAAUUAUACAUGUUCCUGCUUAGCUGGAUUCAACGGUCAAAACUGUGAAAUAAAUAUCAACAAUUGUUCUCCAAACCCGUGUAAGAACUCUGGGAAGUGUCAAGAUGGUGUUAACAAUUAUACGUGUUCCUGCUUAGUUGGCUUCAAAGGGCGAAACUGUGAAAUAAAUAUCAACAAUUGUUCUCCGAACCCAUGUAAGAACUCUGGCAAGUGUCAAGAUGGUGUAAACAAUUAUACAUGUUCCUGCAUAGCUGGCUUCAACGGUCGAAACUGUGAAAUAAAUAUCAACAAUUGUUCUCCAAACCCGUCUGGCUUCAAAGGUCGAAACUGUGAAAUAAAUAUCAACAAUUGUUCUCCGAACCCAUGUAAGAACUCUGGGAAGUGUCAAGAUGGUGUUAACAAUUAUACGUGUUCCUGCUUAGCUGGCUUCACCGGUCGAAACUGUGAAAUAAAUACCAACAAUUGUUCUCCAAACCCAUGUAAGAACUCUGGCAAGUGCCAAGAUAGUAUUAACAAUCAUACAUGUUCCUGCUUAGUUGGCUUCACCGGUCGAAACUGUGAAAUAAAUAUCAACAAUUGUUCUCCGAACCCGUGUAAGAACUCUGGCAAGUGCCAAGAUGGUGUUAACAAUUAUACCUGUUCCUGCAAAGCUGGCUUCACCGGUCGAAACUGUGAAAUAAAUAUCAACAAUUGUUCUCCGAACCCGUGUAAAAACUCUGGUAAGUGUCAAGAUGGUAUUAACAAUUAUACCUGUUACUGCUUAGCUGGCUUCACAGGUCAAAACUGUGAAAUAAAUAUCAACAAUUGUUCUCCGAACCCGUGUAAGAACUCUGGGAAGUGUCAAGAUGCUGGCUUCACCGGUCGAAACUGUGAAAUAAAUACCAACAAUUGUUCUCCAAACCCAUGUAAGAACUCUGGCAAGUGCCAAGAUAGUAUUAACAAUUAUACAUGUUCCUGCUUAGUUGGCUUCACCGGUCGAAACUGUGAAAUAAAUAUCAACAAUUGUUCUCCGAACCCGUGUAAGAACUCUGGCAAGUGCCAAGAUGGUGUUAACAAUUAUACCUGUUCCUGCAUAGCUGGCUUCACCGAUGGUAUUAACAAUUAUACCUGUUACUGCUUAGCUGGCUUCAAAGGUCAAAACUGUGAAAUAAAUAUCAACAAUUGUUCUCCGAACCCGUGUAAGAACUCUGGGAAGUGUCAAGAUGGUAUUAAUAAUUAUACUUGUUCCUGCUUAGUUGGCUUCAAAGGUCGAAACUGUGAAAUAAAUAUCAACAAUUGUUCUCCGAACCCGUGUAAGAACUCUGGCAAGUGUCAAGAUGGUGUUAACAAUUAUACCUGUUCCUGCUUAGCUGGCUUCACCGGUCGAAACUGUGAAACAAAUAUCAACAAUUGUUCUCCGAACCCGUGUAAAAACGCCGCUGGCUUCACCGGUCGAAACUGUGAAAUAAAUAUCAACAAUUGUUCUCCGAACCCGUGUAAGAACUCUGGCAAGUGUCAAGAUGGUGUUAACAAUUAUACCUGUUCCUGCUUAUCUGGCUUCACCGGUCGAAACUGUGAAACAAAUAUCAACAAUUGUUCUCCGAACCCGUGUAAAAACUCCGGGUUUACUGGAAAGUUCUGUAAAACUUAUAUUAAUGAAUGUGCAUCGAAUCCUUGUAAACACAAUAGCAGUUGCAAGGACAGAACAAAUGAUUACCUCUGUUCAUGUCAAAGUGGAUACAUGGGAAAAGACUGUGAUAUUUUGAUAAGUACAUUGGCACCGAAAACAACCACAAAAUCUACUACUCCGUCUACAACAACGAAACCUACUACUCCGUCAGCAUCAAGGAAACUUACUACUCCAUCUACAACAAUAAAACGUACUACUGCGCCAACAACAGUACAAAGUACAACCUUGCCAACAACAAAGAAACGUACUACUCCGCCAACAACAGUGCAAAGUACAACCCUGCCAACAACAAAGAAACGUACUUCUCCGCCAACAACAGUGCAAAGUACAACCUUACUAACAACAAAGAAUCGUACUACUCCGCCAACAACAGUGCAAAGUACAACCAUACCAACAACAAAGAAACGUACUACUCCGCUAACAACAAUACAAAGUACAACUUUACUAACAACAAAGAAACGUACAACUCCGACAACAACAGUACAAAGUACUACUACUCUUCCAACAACAACAAUGACACGUGCUACUCCUACAACAACUAUAAAGUCUACAACUAUGUCGACAACACAAAAGUCCAGAACUCAGACGACAAUAAUCACAACUAUGUCAACAUCGACAACGAAGAAAGCCUCAACUGUAAUUACACCGAAAAGUACUUCUCUACCAACAUCAAUGAAGCCCACAACUAAUUCAAAAUCAACGAAAGAAACACCUCUGUCGAUAACAACGCAACUUACAACUAUGACAACAAAAGUCACAGUCCCGCCAACAACUACAAAAUUUACAACAUUUAUGACAACAGCAAAAGAAAGUACUUCUGGAAGAACCACUCAGAAAUCAAUCAAAACAAAAACGACCCAUAAGCCUACUGCCUCAUCAACUUUCAUUCAUUCAGUACCAAAGCCAGGAUUAUAUCUGAUCAAAGGUGACGUUACAAUAUCUGUGAAAAACAUCACAGCUACAAUGAAAGACUUGAUUGAGCAUUCUUUAAAUGAUCCAGGUGCCGACAUACAAAUCACAACGUCAACUGAAAUAGUAUUAGGAGAAAAUAAUGAGUUGGUUACCAAAGUUAUGUACACUGUAACAAAGAACGGCAAAGAACUUGGUAACAAAGAGGUAAAGAAGUAUUUUACUCAGGCAACAUCAGCUCUUCAACUACAACAAUAUAAUGGCGAAGUGAAAAAGCAACCAACAAAAACCACAGAUAAGAACUCCAACAGUCAUGGUGGUUUGAUUGCAGGCAUAGUUAUUGCAGCACUAGCAGUAGUAGUUAUUAUUACAGCUUACUUGUAUAUCACAAAGAAACGAAACAAAACAAAUAAUAAUAAAGUUGCUCGUUAUGGUGAAGAGGAAGGUUCACAGAAAUAUAAAGAUGACGUCAUAAUGGAUAACUUUGGGUAUGACGAUGACGACGCUACAGAAGCUACAUUUGUUAAUCAGACAUAUGAAUCAAAAACAAAUAUGAAAAACGGGAUUAAGGACAGAAAUCAAAGUAUCAACAUUUAGUAUUUUUGAAUUAUGUUAACCUUAUAGCAGUACUAUUUAAGAAUUGAUUGAUUCUCCUUUUAAUUUUGGGUGGCUGUAAAAUCGUUGACCGAAGCACGCUUUUAAAACCACUAAAAUUAUAAAAAAAAAGCAUUCAAUUAUUAUUAUUACAUUUUUAUGCUACAACCAUGAAAAGAGUUGUAUCAAGCUUUUUGUUUGUUUUUCUAUGGAUUGUUUUUACAUUGUCACGGAUAGCACGUUCAGUUAUAGCUGUUGUAUUUUAUAGGCAGAUAAGAAAAAUUGUAUGACAAUUGACAUUCUAUGUUAUGAGAGUAAAAAAAAGUAUAGACAGUGGAAUAAAACCUUCAUUUCCCUUGGCUUAGGGAUAUAUAAAGAUUUUUUUACACUCGAAUUUUUUAGGUGAACAAAUCUUCAUAUUUCCCGUAGGCAAUGGAAAUAAAUGUAUAAUACUGGACCAUCACGAUUGUUGUCAGCCAAUCAAAAUGACGGAUUCUACUGAAACAUACAUGUGCAUGCUUUUAUAUUUUUUUAGCCCUAUGCAUACUAUUUUUCCUGCCAAGUUAUCUAACACAUAUCUUGAUGUGCCCCGUUGUUGUCUAAUGUUUGUAUUGUUUUUGGACGUUUCAGUGUGAUUGUCGGGCUAAAUUAUGACAGUAAAUGUUUGAUUACUUUGCCAGAUUUAUUUUAUUAAUGUUACCUCAUGGAUUUGUUCUUUAAUUACACCUUAUGUAAGAAUCCUGGGUUUUGAUUGGUUGAUAGCCAGUGUAUUUUUCACCAAUUUACUGUUAUCAAAUGAAUAUCGUUCAUUUUUUAACGCCGCCGGGGUAUAUGCAAAAAGGAUAUGCCUUUUUUACCCUCUCUGCCAUGGUAUUUGCCAAAAAAUACUCUAUCCGACUGGACGCUUGUAACGUCACGAUCAUCAAUGCGUUUUUGAACGUUAACAU